Molecule: messenger RNA, 4125 nt
Organism: Salmo salar (Atlantic salmon)
Lineage: Eukaryota; Metazoa; Chordata; Actinopteri; Salmoniformes; Salmonidae
Product: clarin-3-like
Source: RefSeq, a predicted model, not a curated record
CUCAGUGGACUGUAUGUCCUGUCCUCUCCUCAGACCGUCACGCCUGUCCUCUCCUCAGACCGUCACGCCUGUCCUGUCCUCAGACCGUCACGCCUGUCCUGUCCUCAGACCGUCACGCCUGUCCUGUCCUCAGACCGUCACACCUGUCCUCUCAGUGGACUGUAAGUCCUGUCCUGUCCUCAGACCGUCACACCUGUCCUCUCAGUGGACUGUAAGUCCUGUCCUGUCUUUGGGACACCAGAAGGGUAGAUGGUUAUAGCCUACUCUGCUAUUGAAGCUGAUUUGGAGAGUUACAGAACCAAUAAGGGUUUGACGUCUUCAUCGUCUUCCUCUUCAUCUUCUUCUUCAUCGGUGUGGCUGGAAUACUGUGACAAUGCCCUCCACCAAGAAGGCUCUGCAUUUUUUUGGUAGCGCGCAGGCUACUGCGGUGUCCGUGGCGAUUUUAGGUUAUGGGAUGUCGACAGAAUGGGCCGUUUCCAAAAUGAGUUGCUCUAAAACUGGAAACGAUUUCACCAACGGCUCUGCCAUUGUAUUGUAUGAGCUUUUCAAUGGCUUUAUCACCAGAGGAUCUUGUCCAGUGUUUGGAGGUUAUAAAACAUUCCAAGUGUUUGAGAAGUUGGCAGAGACAGGUGGAGCUCCUCAGAUCCUCCAUGGCAUAGUGAUCACCCUCCUGGCCCUGUGUCUGCUCUGCUCUGCUGGCAGCAUCCUCAUCACUCUGUACAACAGCGUCAGUAACCCCUACCAGACAUACAUGGGACCCAUAGGGCUCUACACAUGCAGCUCUGGCAGUGCGUGCAUCUCCUUCCUGGUGCUCAUCCUGUACGUAGUAAAUGUCCAACUGACCGAAAUGUCUGAACACCUGGUUCAGAACGACGUGGGAAGUGAUGUAGUAUACCUGAAGGACAAGACCUCAGAGUUCCAGGUGGGAUACUACCUGAUGAUCCCCUACAUGGUGCUGAGUCUGCUAGCCAUUCUGCUGGUCUACCUGUAUGAACACGCUGCCUACACACACAGACAGGAGCAGCAGAGGCCCACGGAGGACGCUCCUAAAGAGAUUAUGAUGUACUAAUAUAUGUACACAUCAGGACACAGAUUCAUAUGAUCCUGACUACAACAUCUCCCUAACAGACUGACACAGACUGUGUUGAGUUGUAAAACUCAGUGUCCUGAAAUGGGCUUGUAGGAUCCAGUGCUGAUCCAAGCCCUUAUAACAUAUCUCACAGGCUUACAUAAUUAACUCAGAUCACCUUGUUUCAUUAUUAGUACAUUAUUACCACAUUACUACUACAUUAUCACUUCAUUAUUACUACAUUACACCACAUUAUCACUACAUUACUACUACAUUAUAAGUACAUUAUUACUACACUAUUACCACACCAUUCCUGCAUUAUCAAAACAUUAUUACUACAUUAUUACUACACCAUCGCGGCGUUAUUUCUACAUUAUCACAUCAUUAUCGUCACAUUAUUACUACAUUACACCACGUUAUUACGACAUUAUUACAACAUCACACCACAUUAUCACAACAUUAUCGCAACAUUACACCACGUUAUUACUGCAUUAUUACUACACCGUUACACCACAUUAUCACAGCAUUAUUACAACAUUACACCACAUUAUUACUGCAUUAUCACGGCAUUAUUACCACACUAUUGUAACAUUAUCCCAACAUUAUUACUUCAUUACACCACAUUAUUACGACAUUAUCACAACAAUAUUACUACAUUAUUACGACAUUAUCACAUCAUUGUCGCCAAAUUAUUACUACAUUACACCACAUUAUCGUCACAUUAUCACCACAUCACACCACAUUAUUGCUGCAUUAUCACCACAUCAUCACUACACCAUUACUGCAUUAUUACUACAUUAUCGCAUCAUUAUCACCAUAUUAUUACUACAUUACGACACAUUAUCACAACAUUAUUCCUACAUUAUCACAACAUUAUUCCUACAUUAUUCCUACAUUAUCACAACAUUAUUCCUACAUUAUUCCCUGUUGCUUUCUGUUUAUAUAUUUAUGAAUAGCUGACAUUACAAUCCAAUUUAACUCAAAUGCUUAAAAAUGUACACUGCCUGCUUAAUAAAAUACUAUAAGGUUAAUGGUGUGUUUAGCUAAAAGCAGAAGAAUACAGCAAGUUGAUUACACUGCUAUAUAGUUGUUUUGUUGAAUACUAGAAAACAAUACAUUGGUUUCCUCCAUAAAUACAUCAUAAUAUAUAUUCUCUAAAAUGUCAAUUCUAAUAAUAAACAGUGUGGAUAUUUUGGAUUUCUCGUGAAGGCUUAAAGUGGUAAUCUGCUAUUCUAACAAAUAACAAGCCUCCCAACCCCCAACCUUGAUUUGUUUAAACUGCUGAAGAUGGGGCUACAGGAAUGUCACCCUCUCAAACUCAUGGACAGAGCUUUGUAUACAAGGACUGGCCAUCCAUGAUAUAGCCACCAGCACACCACCCUGCAGGCCACUGCUGGCUUGCUUCUGAAGCUAAGCAGGGUUGGUCCUGGAUGGGCGACCAGAUGCUGCUGGAAGUGGUGUUGGAGGGCCAGUAGGAGGCACCCUUUCCUUUAGUCAAUUAUUUUUUUUCUUCCAAUUCCCCAGGGCUGUUAUUGGGGACAUUGCCCUGUGUAGGGUGCUGUCUUUCGAAUGGGAUGUUAAACAGGUGUCCUGACUCUGUGGUCACUAAAGAUCCCAUGGCACUCACACUAUCCUGGCCACCUAGUCGUCCCCAGCUUACAAUUGGCUCAUUCAUCCCUGUAACUAUUCCCCAGGUCGCUGCUGUAAAUGAAAACGUGCACCCAGUCAACUUACCUGGUGGAAUAAUAUCAAGUUUAUAGUUUUAGAAAUGUUUUAAGUCUAUACAGCGUUAAUUUACAUUUACAUUGUUUACAAACAAAUUGGUGAAACAAGCUGAUAUUGUGAAUGCUGAUGGGAUACGACAGUUGAACUAAGCUCAUGAAGCAUCUAAGAGUUAUGUUCCUCAAGAAUCACUGGGUAUACACUGCAGUGUACAAAACAUUAAGAACACCUGCUCAUUCCAAUCUCAAUAUUAGGAAUGUGUUCUUAAUGUUUUGUACACUCCAGUGUAUCGUUCAUUUUAGGAAUAUGAAUUCUUAAAGACCUCGAUGCUGUAAAAUACACUUUGACCUACAUUAAUCUAUAGAUUGAGUUCCUGUAUCUGAGACGUCAUUGGCAUAGUUAUCUAAAUACAUUUUUAUCAGGCACUGACGUAGGUUAGAAUUAAAUGGCUGCGUUUACACAGGCAGCCCAAUUCUGAUCUUUUGAACAAUCACAUCAGGUCUUUUCACAUCAGAUAUUAGUGAAUUAGUGAAAAAUAAAUCAGAAUUGUGCUGUCUGUGUAAAAUGCAGCCUGUAUAGCCUAGGUUACAGGAAUGAUUUCAGUCUCUCUCAAAAUGUCUAUGUGAGGAAGAUACUGUAUUUAGAGAAUGGACCAAAAACACACAAACAAAGGACAGAAACACAACACAUAUGCUAAGAAUCAAUAAAGCCCAAAUAACAGCUAUAAACAUUUAUCUUCACGCCAAGUGAACGACGGCCUUGUUGUUCUGUCACUUGGGGGCAGCAACAAUACAGUCCCCAAUCUGUUCCACAGUGAGAAUCAGUCAGAACUAUGCCUCUCUGCUGCCACCUGUCUGUGGGACUGAGUAUUGUUCUACAGUGAAUAUCCGGAGUAUAACUCUCUGCUGCCACCUGUCUGUGAGACUGAGUAUUGUUCUACAGUGAAAAUCAGAACUAUGCCUCUCUGCUGCCACCUGUCUGUGGGACUGAGUAUUGUUCCACACAACAUUUAUAAUCAUUAUCUUCACUUCAGCAGGUUGGGAAGCCAAUGGUUUGUCUACCUUACACGUUGUCUUGUACUUCCUGAUUUAACUCUUAGAUGUUUUGCUUGCAGUGUCUAGCUGAAAUACAGCCAUAUGUUUUGGUGAAUCUGACAACCUGUUUUUGCUUGGAGUGUCUAGCUGAAAUACAGCCAUAUGUUUUGGUGAAUCUGACAACCUGUUUUUGCUUGGAGUGUCUAGCUGAAAUAGACCCAUAUGUUUUGGUGAAUCUGACAACCUGUUUAUGCUUGGAGUGUCUAGCUGAAAUACAGCCAUAUGUUUUGGUGAAUCUGA